GGAAACCGCCAUCACAGCCAUGAAUGGUCAAUGGUUGGGUUCACGUUCAAUACGUACGAAUUGGGCAACAAGAAAACCGCCAAACACCAAACCAGAUGCCAAUAGCAAACCUUUAACAUUCGAUGAGGUUUACAAUCAGAGCAGCCCCUCAAACUGUACCGUCUAUUGUGGUGGCAUGAAUGGCACGUUGGCUGGCUUUCUAAGCGAGGAAAUACUACAGAAAACAUUUUCACCGUUCGGCACGAUACAAGAGAUACGUGUGUUCAAGGAUAAGGGUUAUGCAUUUGUUAGAUACUCUACUAAGGAAGCGGCAACACAUGCAAUUGUUGCUCUACACAAUACGGAGAUAAAUCAACAGUUGGUCAAGUGUGCGUGGGGCAAAGAAAGUGGCGAACCAUUACAUAUGGCUGCCUUAGCAAGUCAAGCACUUGGACACGGAUUUCCGUUCGGUACAGCAGCUGCUGCAGCGGCAGCCUAUGGACAUCACGUAACCGGAUAUUGGUAUCCUUCUGCACCCACUGCAUACCAAACAGCAGCGGCUGCUGCAGCUACUGCAACACCAACAGCUCCAACAGCAGCAAAUACUUUGCAACCGGGUCAAUACUUACAAGGAAUGCAAGGAUUUACAACAUUUGGACAGUUUGGCGGUUAUCAGCAAGGCUUUAUGGGAAUGGGAGUUCAAGUACCCGGUACAUGGCAAAGUAUACCAGCCCAGGCACAAUUAUCUGGCACAACAGCACCACAAAUUACACAAACAGUUAGCAAUUCACUACCGCAAACUGCAGGAGUUGUGGCAUAUCCCAUGCAACAGUAUCAAGUUAAUCCUCAGAUUGCAGAAGAUGAAUGGCUGGCACCGAGUCUUCUGGUGUAG
Calliphora vicina (urban bluebottle blowfly) is the source of this 871-nucleotide messenger RNA. Its product is annotated as cytotoxic granule associated RNA binding protein TIA1-like. Gene Ontology annotation, molecular function: RNA binding. The transcript has 5 exons. Lineage: Eukaryota; Metazoa; Arthropoda; Insecta; Diptera; Calliphoridae. The record is from RefSeq and is a predicted model, not a curated record. Bases 20 to 871 code for a protein of 283 amino acids.